GUGAGAAAGCGAAUAUGACUUGAUCUAUUUCGUCUGGUAAGGCAGUAUGGACAAGAAGAAGUCAACAGAUGGACCAUCAGUGAGCAAUCCCCACGCCUUCGACCCUCACCGUCUGCCGGACUGGGACAACGACUUCGUUGAUGACGAGGAUUUCUCGGCAUUUCAGUCAGCGUUGGCAGCCCCCGAGAAUCUGACUGCAUCGCCGUCAGAGGAGGACCUCGCCGCCACUCUUCGCAAGAACCCGCCGAAUGCCGCGGAGUUCAUCACCGCCCUGAACGACUGGCGGCCUGUACGGCAGCGAAAGGUCAGACGAUCGGGGUCAAGCGCCUCUGGGAAAAAAGGCAGGGCAGGCAAGAAGUCGAGAAGGGGCAGAGACGAAGUCAGGGAGGGCUGGACUUAUUCUUUGGUCAAGUACCCGCUGCUGUUCUUCGUCUUCGGCUGGAUCACCUUUCUGGGCAUCUGCUAUCUCCUUACCAGAUUCUACAUAUGGCUAUACGAGCAAUACGUGACCUGGAGGGGUACUCGCGAUCGCUUGCGGAAGACUUUAAGAAUUCAGGACAAUUAUGAAGAUUGGGUGAAGGCUGCUGAGAACCUUGACCGCCAUCUGGGCAACGAUGCUUGGAAGGAUGAUGAUGAAGGCUCGUACUAUGAUUGGAAAACGAUACGGCGAAUCGUUAGGGAAGUACGGAGGUUACGGGCAGAAGCAGAGCAAGAUGAGCGCCGUCAAGCACGGCGCACUGCACGCGAAGACCGCAGGGCCAUUGAUGAGCUGCGCUCUGUGCUGGAGACGUGUGUCAAGAAUAACUUCGCCGGCAUAGAGAAUCCUCGUCUGUACUCCGAAACUUACUAUGGGACUAAGUCACUUCUUCAGACUUACAUCGACGAAACGGCAGAGUCUCUCAAAUUCCUCUUUGCAAGCAAUCAACUCACCCAAGCCGACAAGCGGAGCUUAUCUAAGCACUUUUCAGCCAAUUUGGGACGCUCGGCCUUAUGCCUGAGUGGCGGCGCAACGUUUGCGUACUACCAUUUCGGCAUAGCCAAAGCUCUGCUAGAUGCCGAUUUGUUGCCAGCUAUCAUCACAGGGACUUCUGGCGGAGCUCUGGUGGCUGCUCUACUCGCAACACGCACCGAUGCAGAAUUGAAAGAGCUGCUUGUACCGGCGCUGGCCUCCCGCAUCACUGCUUGCCACGAUGACUUUAAGACAUGGUUCUUGCGAUGGUGGCGGACUGGAGCCCGCUUCGACUCGGUCGACUGGGCCAAGCGAUGUGCCUGGUUCUGCCAUGGCAGCUUGACCUUUCUUGAGGCAUACCAGCGCACAGGACGUAUCCUCAACGUCACUUGUGUCCCAUCGGAUCCGCAUUCCCCCAGCAUGCUGGUGAAUUAUCUUACCGCGCCUGACUGUGUUAUCUGGUCUGCAGUCCUUGCGUCUGCUGCAGUGCCUGGAAUACUCAACCCUGUCGUACUCAUGCGCAAGAAUUCCCACGGCAGCCUUGAGCCGUUCUCGUUUGGACACAAAUGGAAGGAUGGAUCUCUGCGAACCGACAUUCCGCUCAAAAGCUUGAACCUGCAUUUCAACGUCAACUUCAGUAUUGUCUCACAAGUCAAUCCACACGUGUCUUUGUGGUUCUUCUCCUCGCGUGGCACAGUGGGCCGGCCUGUAACGCACCGAAGAGGGCGUGGAUGGCGCGGUGGCUUCCUUGGCUCUGCUAUUGAGCAGUUCAUCAAGCUCGAUCUGAAUAAGUGGCUGAAAGUGCUGCGACAUCUGGAGCUACUUCCGAGACCGCUUGGGCAAGACUGGAGUGAGGUGUUCUUACAACGCUUCAGCGGCACCAUCACCAUCUGGCCCAAAACCAAGAUAUCUGACUUCUGGCAUAUCCUCUCCGACCCUACAAUGCAGCGACUUGCUGGGAUGAUCCGCGCUGGCCAGCUAGCUGCAUGGCCCAAGCUCAAGUUCGUUGCCAAUCGUAUGGCUAUCGAACGUAUUAUUGAACAAGCCCGAGAGGCAUACCGACCUCCCGAAGGGCAAGUCCUACCACCAACUCCUAUGGAACGUCCACAAGCUCGACUCCGUAGCGUCCUCAGUGAAGAAGAUUUGGAAGGUCUUCUUGAGAAAGCGCGCGCCAGUAACGGGAUUGUCGAAGUGCCCGAACGACUUUUGUCGCCGGCCGUUGAGCGUGAGCAACCCGCUUGGCGGCCAUUGCCCCAGCGUCAAGACUCGCCAUCUUUCACAAAACGCAUGUCGAACUUUUGGGGCUCGCUGCAAACUCCUACGCCUCGCACAAGUUCCGAGACUGUCAGACCUAGUCGGAGAGAACUCCCUGCGCGGUCGCCGUCCGUCGAUACUAGACGCAAUAGCGGCGUCAUGGAGGAACUUGUCCGACAAAGCCGAGUAUUCUUUGACGAUUUCGCGGACGACAGCGAAGCCGCCAGCGAUCAGCAUACCGACGCAGAACAUACUGAUGCAGAACAUACUGAUGCAGAGGAUGAUGAACAAGAUGACACCAACGCGCAUUAGGACUGGACUGUCGAACGAGCAGGACCUACUGUGCCAUCAGGCAUUACAGUGCUGAAGGCGGCAGUCGAUGCAGUGUUGACUAUCAUGGCAAAAUUUCGGCUUGUGAUCAGCGUCGUAUUCACGGCGCUUCCGAGAGCUAUGACCUGGCGAAGGUGCCUAUGCUGUAUCUUCGCGAAUCAAACAUGACGUAGGGAGAUUGUCGUUCUGGGAGCGGUCUGAAACUGAUGAAACUGCGAUACGAACAAAGUACUGUAGCUUCGCGGUACAUCAGUAUCCUU
Molecule: messenger RNA, 2793 nt
Organism: Pseudocercospora fijiensis CIRAD86
Lineage: Eukaryota; Fungi; Ascomycota; Dothideomycetes; Mycosphaerellales; Mycosphaerellaceae
Exons: 1
Coding region: 47-2515 (822 amino acids)
Biological process (GO): lipid metabolic process
Molecular function (GO): triacylglycerol lipase activity
Source: RefSeq, a predicted model, not a curated record